AUGACAUCGACCUUAGUGGCGAGCAUUAAUGUUCAUUUUCUCCGGUGAAUGCCUAAGUUAUAUAGACUCAAACUCGCCCUGCGACAUCUACGCGCUCUCUAGUAUACUGCUGUCGCCAUGGAUAGCCGAUUUGAGCAUUUGGUGUAAAAGGGACAGCAAGAUAUAUGCCAUUUGUUUUUAUGACAAAAAGUACGUACAUUUCCAUUAAAGGCAACUUUACAAAGGCAACUAGGCUAUAGUGAACUGGUUGAUGUCGACUGCAAAGAGAUACUGCACUUUAUGCUAACGUCGAAGACUCAAUUGAUCUGUGUGAUGGAACUGCAGAACAACGAAAGAGAGCAAUAAACGAAUCCUUGCAGUCGAUUUAAGUUGAAUGACAAGUGAAAUGUAAUCAUGUCUUAAGCAAACGCGCACCUCCAUGGGAACGAGCAAAUGCCUACAUUAAGCGCUUCUGCUUAUGCUAAUGGCUUACACUGUUAGCUAUAGUCAUUUUUUUUUUAUAAACGAGCAUCUUUUGCAGAGCUAUUGCAAAACCUUGAACGACUUGGAUUAUACCAGUGAAUGAUAUAAUAGUGGCGGCAAUGGUGACAAGGAGUGCAAGGGCAUUUUGAGUUAGGCUUAGAG
This is a messenger RNA of Umbelopsis ramanniana AG, 624 nucleotides long. RefSeq lists its product as uncharacterized. The transcript has a single exon. NCBI's taxonomy places the organism in Eukaryota, Fungi, Mucoromycota, Umbelopsidomycetes, Umbelopsidales, Umbelopsidaceae. Bases 29 to 208 code for a protein of 59 amino acids. The record is from RefSeq and is a predicted model, not a curated record.